Triticum turgidum subsp. durum (durum wheat) is the source of this 393-nucleotide messenger RNA. NCBI's taxonomy places the organism in Eukaryota, Viridiplantae, Streptophyta, Magnoliopsida, Poales, Poaceae. The record is from the annotation of a GenBank genome assembly.
AUGGUUGUCGCGACGGCCGAGGGCCCGAUCCGCGCCGACGCCGUGCCGCCGGAGAGGGCCGAUGCGGCGGCGGCGGCGGCCAGGGAGGACGAGGUCGUCAGGGAGUACAAGAGCGACGUGAGGAAGCUGGAGGAGCUGUUCAAGAAGCUGAACCCGUCCGCGGAGGAGUUCGUGCCGCUCUCCCGCCGCCAGCAGGGGGGCGGCGGCGCCCGCCGCCUGUCGGCCGACGCGCCCGUCUUCGUCUCGCCCGCGAUCGACUACUACGCGCCCCACCACCCGUUCCAGCAUCAGCAGAUGCACGUGCUGCAGGUGGUCGGCGGCGCGGGCAGAGACUCCAGCAGCGACGGAUCCGCCAAUGGCCAGCCCAAUCGACGGUCGGUCGACCAGAUUUGA